ACCUAUUUAUUUUACUUCUAAAUGAGUAAUGUCCUGUAAUGUCUCUGUGAUAGUGAAUUUUAGUGAAAUUCACGUGAAAUUAGUGAAAAGAAAAAGUGUUUACUCGUCUGUUUAUAGUGGCUGGGGUUAAUGAUUAAUUCUUAAGUGUCUAUUGCAUUUUAAGUAAAAUGUCCGAAGACGUGUCUUAUGUGUCGGUUUGCUAUUUCACGAAUGACGCUUUAAACAUUCUAAAUCGUCUGAACACAAGGAGAUUAUUCCCCAGUUAUGGACCAGGUAAACUGCCCAGGGAUUGGAGAGGCUUAGCCAACCUAAUAGGAAUAACAGCCCAAGACGCUGAAAGCAGACAUGAGAACAUGGUGAAGUGGAUUCUGGAGACUUGGCUCCGGAACGAAAAGGAGGCAGCUGUGGUGCACCAACUGUUCCGGCACCUGGAGACCAUUGACAGAUAUGACAUCAGGGACGAUCUGCAGAACCUGGCCAAUGUUAACAGACUUGUGAACACAGAACAAAACUGGACCACAGAGAACCGAGUGGUGCCCCACUGUCCUGUACAAGAGAAUGACCAGCUGUUAACUAUGGACGAUGUGGACCAGGGGGCUCCGGUGGAGUAUGACGCGCUGGUGCUGUACGCUGCCGAUGACCAAGAUUUUGUGGAUGUUAUGAUCAGCAAUAUGUCGGAGAUUGGAUUCAAAUUAUUCACAAAGCACAGCCUGCGUCCCGGCGCGAUCCCCUACGGGCCCAUGACGGAACUGAUCAGCUCGCGAUGUCGCCACACCAUCCUCGUCUACUCGCCCGCCUUCUUCAACAGUUUAGACGAUCGGUUCUACACGGAGUAUGUCCACGCCAGGAACAUAGAGAAGAAGCACACCCUGAUCCCGUGCGUGUACCGCGCGUGCACGCUGCCGCCGCAGUUCCGCUACAUAUUCGCGCUGUACGUGUCCUCCUCGGCGUACAACUUCUGGGACCGCCUCGCGAGGUCCGUGGACGCCGGGCGGACGCCUAGGCUACUCCCCCCAAAUCCCACAAACUCAGUGCGAAUCCAGGAGGUGACCAGUGGCAGCCAGUUGAAGAUCACCAACGGUCAGGUACCCAACGGAGUACCCACCAUCCAGGUCAACGGUCAGCCUAACCAUCAGUAUGUUACUCAACCUAGCAGCCACAACCAAGCUAGUAUCCCUUCAGAAGGUGUGUCUCAUAAUACUAGUGCUAUAACUUUGCCAGAUGUACCUUCUAUUUCCCUGUCGGUUUCUGUGACAUCUCUGUCUUCGUUAGACUCACGGAGAACGGAAAGCGCCUCUCUCAACGAUUUAACCACAAAGAAAAAGAAGAAGAGUUUUUUUAAAAAGUUGUUAAAGUUUCCUAAAAAGAAGAAGGAAGUGUUACUCACUACGAAUUGAGUGCUUAGACUGUGUGGUAGGAAAAAAUUUUGUCGGCAUAAUGUCAUGCUGUUUAGGCUAAUGGAAAUUAUAGAACGACUUUUCAGACUGAACGACAAAAGAUGAAUUUAUAUUAUUUUUAUUACACAAUUAAAGUGCCUUUAACUUUAAACACUAUUUAUAAGAAAAAGCAGUUACGUCCACUGAAAAAGACGAUUGCAGUGCAUCAAGAAGUGUUAAAGUUGAUUGAAGUGAAAAGUCACCUCUGCUCAACUGAAGGGCAUAAUUCGUGUCAUUCCAUUCAGAGAAUCUUGAACGUAGCGAGGGACUCAAAAACACGAAAUGUAAAAUAACUUUGCUCUCGUGUUGCACAUAUAAUUUUUUACCUCAGUAGUGAGAACAUAUUAAAGGUUUAAAUGUAUUUCGAAUUACACAGAAUAAUUCUAUUUCAAUUAUUUAAUUGAGACAGAUGCCCAUAUCAUUAAAUUAAUCUUAAUAUGCUAAUGUUAGUAAAUACACAUUAAAUUAAAAAUAAAAAUAUACAUAACAUUUAAUUAUUUACAUAAUGAAGACUGCCACAUUCCAAACACUACCGCUGUGCAGUCACCAUCAGAUAUAUCGGAGCGGCC
Messenger RNA from Cydia strobilella, 2005 nucleotides. RefSeq lists its product as uncharacterized. The transcript has 6 exons. Gene Ontology annotation, molecular function: protein binding. The coding region runs from base 168 to 1397 and encodes 409 amino acids. The record is from RefSeq and is a predicted model, not a curated record. Gene Ontology annotation, biological process: signal transduction. NCBI's taxonomy places the organism in Eukaryota, Metazoa, Arthropoda, Insecta, Lepidoptera, Tortricidae.